Molecule: messenger RNA, 240 nt
Organism: Brugia malayi
Lineage: Eukaryota; Metazoa; Nematoda; Chromadorea; Rhabditida; Onchocercidae
Exons: 3
Coding region: 1-240 (79 amino acids)
Molecular function (GO): oxidoreductase activity
Source: RefSeq, a predicted model, not a curated record
AUGUCUGAUUCUACAAUUGCUGAAACAGCAAAAAUACAUAACUCAACACCUCAGCUCGUUUUGUUAGCUUGGGCACUGAGCUUUGGUAUUGGUAUUAUACCAAAGUCAGCAAAUCCGGAACGAGUGAUUGACAACUUCAAGGUAGUUGGUAUGAAGCUGACAAAGGAAGAAAUUGAAAGAAUCACAGAACUAAAUCGGAAUAAGAAUUAUAUAAGAUGUGAUGGCUGGAAUGUGGAUUGA